Messenger RNA from Lathyrus sativus (Indian pea), 1542 nucleotides. Lineage: Eukaryota; Viridiplantae; Streptophyta; Magnoliopsida; Fabales; Fabaceae. The record is from the annotation of a GenBank genome assembly.
AUGUCUUCCAUUAACUUCAACCCAUUUGGUGGAAACUGGUUCCCAUUCUCAAAACCACCAAACCCUCUCCCUCUUCCUCCUCUCAACGCCCUCUUCAAUCUCUCCCAAUCUCCCUCCAAUUUCGCUUCCACAUCUCUCUCCACCACCAACACAACCACCAACACCACCGCAACCACUGCCGUCACCGAUGAAGACUAUGAACCCGGUCCAUUCACUAAAAUUGUUGAACAAUACUUCUGGGAAUGCGAGAAUCUCCCCGACCAUAGACAGGCACCAGAGGUCGAAAAAGUCAUCAACGGAAAAAAAGUAUUUAAAUCAAACCCUAACGCGACGGAACAAGAAAUGAAGGAGAAUGAAGAGUUUAUGGAAAAAUUGCGUAACAAUCCGGUUAUAAAGUUUCUGCUGAGAGCUGAGUUUAUUGCGGAUAAGCUGAAUGAGAUUGAGGUGAACAGGAAUGAGAAACCAUAUAAUAGAGAAGAUAGAGAUGUUUGGAAGAAGGUGCCGAAUGUUAUUGGGCUUGAUGGAAGGCCGAUGCCGAGGAAAUCUAUGUCAAAGGGCUUAGCGUAUGAAAAGUUUUGGGAUUUUACUAGACAGUUUUAUUUAGGGAUUUGGGGGUUUCGGCAAAGGCCUUAUCCUUCUGGGAAACCUAUUGAUGCUGCUCAAGCUAUUGGAUAUAAGGUGCUUGAGAGGCGAUACUAUGAUUUUAUCAUGAAGAGUAGUGUAUGGUUCUAUAAGGAUCGGCUAGGUCGGACACGAGGGCCAUUGGCAUUGCAUACGCUUAAAACUGCUUGGGGUGGCGGGGUUAUUGAUAAAAACACUUUCAUUUGGGGUGAGGAUAUGGAUGAAUGGGCGCCCAUCCAUAUGAUUUAUGGAAUGGAGCGUGCAAUUGCUACUUGGGAAGUUCGACUUGGAGCUUCAGCAACAGCUUUCUUUCACAAACUACAAAAAGGUAUACCACCAUGGGUUCCUCUUAAGGGAUUUGAAAAGAAGUCUUAUAAGCAGCUUCAAAAAGAGGCGAGAAAAAGCAAGAUGCGUGAUUUAGCAGUGAUGGAAGCUAAUGACGGCAUUUGGCCUGGAGUUAGAAUUCCAAGUCAUGCCAUGUUUCUUUGGGCUAGUGGCCCUGAACUCACCCCUACUAUGGAACAGGAUCACAUGCCCAACAGAUGCAUUCCCAAAGAUCUAAGGCAACAGUUGGCAAAACUGAUUCCAGGAUUGAGACCAUGGGAAGUUCUGAGCAUCGAACAAGCAAUGGAUCACAUAACAUACAAUGGUGAAUGGUACCGCGAACCACUUGGUUCGUACACCACUGGUCCGCCGUUCAUCAGACGCUGGACUAGGGACACGGCGAGGCUUGCUGAAGGGUAUAGAAAGUUCUGCAAGAUAAGCAAUGAAGUAAUGAAGGCGAUAUAUCCUGGCUUUGAGAAAAUUAGCGAAAAAAUCCUGCAGGAUUAUAAAACAAGAAUUGUGGAAAUGAAGAAGAAGAUGAAGAGAGAGCCCCCCCUUAAAAAGAAGUUGACUAAGGAGGAAUGGUCUGAAAAUUAG